Molecule: messenger RNA, 713 nt
Organism: Tarenaya hassleriana
Lineage: Eukaryota; Viridiplantae; Streptophyta; Magnoliopsida; Brassicales; Cleomaceae
Product: cytochrome c oxidase subunit 5b-1, mitochondrial
Exons: 6
Coding region: 146-463 (105 amino acids)
Biological process (GO): mitochondrial electron transport, cytochrome c to oxygen
Cellular component (GO): mitochondrial envelope
Source: RefSeq, a predicted model, not a curated record
AUCGGCCGCCGCCGCCGACGCCUGGCAUGUUAGCUCCUGUCUCGCCGCCAAUCGAUCCGUCAUUUCUGCUUCUUCGUCUCUUUUCCCUCGCCGCUUCAGCUCCGAAUCAGCGGAGACCUCUGUUAAGAAAAAGGUGGAGGAUGUCAUGCCUAUCGCUACCGGACAUGAGAGAGAAGAACUUGAAGCUGAGUUGAAGGGAAGGAAGCUGCUUGACAUAGACUACCCUGAAGGUCCUUUCGGAACAAAGGAAGCUCCUGCUGUCAUUAAGUCCUAUUACGACAAGAGAAUUGUUGGAUGCCCUGGUGGAGAAGGCGAGGAUGAGCACGACGUUGUGUGGUUCUGGCUGGAGAAGGGAAAGCCUUACGAAUGCCCGGUCUGCUCUCAGUACUUUGCGCUUGAAGUGGUCGGCCCCGGUGGUCCGCCAGACGGGCAUGGCGAUGAGGAUGACCACGACCACCACUGAUUCCAUGGUCCUUAUAAUUUUGUUCAGAUUUUAAAAUAAGGAAAUUUGUCCCUCAGGUGAGACACUUUGAAUGCUUUGCUCCUCUUAGAACACACAAUGAAGCAUCAAAGCCCAUAUGCUUAUGCCCUUUUUUUUUUUGGAUUAGUACUACUCUCUCUGUUGUUGACCAUUUCACAACUUAAAUGGGUCAGUAUCAUUCUGUGUAACUUGGGAGAAAUCUGUGCUUUAGCUUUCAAAUUUUGGGUGUGUA